Lindgomyces ingoldianus is the source of this 1662-nucleotide messenger RNA. RefSeq names its product MFS general substrate transporter. Gene Ontology annotation, biological process: transmembrane transport. NCBI's taxonomy places the organism in Eukaryota, Fungi, Ascomycota, Dothideomycetes, Pleosporales, Lindgomycetaceae. The record is from RefSeq and is a predicted model, not a curated record. The transcript has 2 exons. Gene Ontology annotation, molecular function: transmembrane transporter activity. The coding region runs from base 1 to 1662 and encodes 553 amino acids.
AUGCGCAAAGGAGAUGGGGAAGAGGGGGAGAGGUUGCUUGAAGUGCCCCUCGAUGAAGAGAAGUCCACAGCUAUCGAACCACUCCAGGAGAAGGUUACAUGGAAAAGUCUUCCGCACAAAAAACAGCUUUUGCUCCUCGCAUUAUGUCGUCUUUCGACUCCACUGUCGAAUGCAUGCCUCCUCCCGUACCUCUAUUACCUCGUCAAGUCCAUUCUUUCAGAUCCCAAUCACGCAUCCGCCCCCCAGGAGAUCUCACGCUUGACCGGUCUUUUGGCCGCUGCCUUCCCACUCGGCCAGAUGUCAACUAGCAUGCUUUGGGGUCGUGUCUCAGACUCUUAUGGGCGCAAGCCAACCAUUCUCAUUGGCCUCAUGGUCAGCGUCAUCGCCAAUCUCUCUUUCGGCUUCUCGAGAACGAUUGGGAUGUUAUUGUUCUGGAGAGUACUCGCAGGCAUGGCGAACGGCAUACUUGGAGUGAUGAGGACGAUGACUGCUGAAAUUGUUAAGGAACGGAGAUACCAUGCCAGAGCUUUUUUGGCACCGCCUCUGAUCUUCAACUCGGGACGUGUGGCGGCGUUGGCAAUUGGAGGGUGUUUAGCUGAUCCAGUAGACAACUUGCCCAUCUUGUUCGGUCCCACCGGCUUCUUCAACUUCUCAGGGAACCCUAAAGGCGUCGAUUGGGCCGUGAGGUAUCCAUAUGCUUUGCCCGCAAUUUUUAACGGUACCAUCCUCAGCUUUUGCCUCGUUUUAGCAUCUUUCUGGCUUCGGGAAAGCCUGCCGACCAAGGAGAAAGAGUGGGACCUUGGUAUUGUCAUCGGCAAGUCUAUCUCAGGAUUUGUGAGAAAGACGAUCUUGCGAAGAUCUGCACCCGAAUACGCGCCGCUCCAAAUAGAGGAAGCAGAAUUAUUCGAGACUAACGCCCCGAUUGGGGAGGCCUCUAAUUCUGGCUCUUCGACGCCCAUAACGCGUAAAUCCUAUCGACCUCCUUUUCGCGAGAUCUGGACCCGCGAUUUACUAAAGACCUUGUUUGCUUUCGGCCUCUUACCACUCCACAACUCUACUUUCCUGCACAUCUUCCCGGUAUUCUUAAGCAUGCCGAGCUCCACUAACGAGCAUACUACAUUCCUUAAAUUCACCGGCGGUCUUGGACUGGCUUCUCCGACCGUAGGUCUCUACCUUGCGACAUUUGGGAUUGGCGGGAUUCUGAUUCAACUUUUCGUCUACCCUCGAAUCCACAAACGCUUUGGUACCAUAGGGGCAUUCCGGAUUGCAAAUUCCAUCUUUCCAUUCGCCUAUAUUUUCGCGCCUUAUCUUGCCUUGCUCUCCGGAAAUGCCAAAGUAAAGUGGCCGGCGAUGGCAGGUGUCCUUUUCGCCCAGGUUAUGGCGAGAACGAUGGCAAUCCCCAGUACUGUCAUUCUUCUCACAGAAGCGGCUCCACGGAAGAGUGUUCUGGGCACAGUUCAUGGAGCUGGUAACACUAUCAGCGCUCUUGCAAGUGCUGGUGGGCCUGUUAUCGGAGGAUUACUGUUAGCUCGUGGAAUCGAUGUUGGCGCUGUCGGAAUUGUGUGGUGGGCCUGGUUAUGCUUGAUCGCGCUAUUCGCUUUUGGGUGGAGUUUUUUUCUGAGAAAUAACCAUGAGGAAAGAAUAGACGCGGAAAUGGAGUAG